Messenger RNA from Chara braunii, 1239 nucleotides. The record is from the annotation of a GenBank genome assembly. Lineage: Eukaryota; Viridiplantae; Streptophyta; Charophyceae; Charales; Characeae.
GUACGGUCGCGACCCCUCACACUUCGAUUGCUUGUCACGUGGUUUCUGUUACGAGAAUUCGCAACGCCAUAGCUCGGAAUGACGUCGAGGAGAUGGGCCUUCUAUUCUUGCAUGCUCUCCCCUCGCCGGACAGACCAGCCGCGUCCGCCGGACCCACACAUUUCUCACCUCUUGGACAAGUAUAGAGACGUCUUCGAGGCUCCCACCGGAACGGUUCCGGAUCGGCCCAUACCUCACGGGAUCACUCUCGAGACUGGCGCCGUCCCUCCGCGUGGAUGCAUUUACCGCAUGAGCGAAGAGGAACUCGAGGUGCUUCGCGCACAACUCGACGACCUCCUUGACAAGGGCUGGAUUCGCCCUAGUUGUUCGCCUUACGGUGCCCCUGUUCUCUUCGUCCGGAAGAAGAACAAAGAUCUACGGUUAUGCAUCGACUAUCGCAAACUUAACGCACAAACCGUAAAGAACGCCGGCCCUCUCCCUCGGAUUGAUGAUCUCCUUGAGCGGUUAGGCGGCGCCACGUACUUCUCGAAGUUGGACUUGAAGUUAGGUUACCACCAGAUUGAAAUCCAGCCUCAAGAUCGGUACAAAACCGCGUUCAAGACGCGGUACGGGCACUUUGAGUGGGUUGUCAUGCCAUUUGGGCUCACCAAUGCCCCCGUGACUUUCCAAGCAGCUAUGACGACUGAGUUUCGCGACUUGCUCGACCGCAGUGUCCUCAUCUACCUCGAUGACAUCUUGGUCUAUAGUAGGACAUUGGACGAGCACAUCGUACACCUUCACGCUGUUUUGGAUCGUUUGCGACUGGCCAAGUACAACGCGAACCUCGACAAGUGCGAGUUCGCCAAGCAGGAGCUUGAAUACUUGGGCCACUAUGUCACGCCGAAAGGCAUUCGUCCCUUAGCGGACAAGAUCCAAGCCAUCGUGGAUUGGCCGGAACCCCGUUGCACGACGGAUGUACACUUUUUCAUGGGUUUGGUUGGAUAUUAUCAGCGAUUCGUCGAGUCAUACUCGAAAGUGGCCGCUCCUUUGUCGAGACUUCAAUCCCCGAAGGUGCCCUUCGAGUUCGACGACGCAGCCCGUGGCGCGUUCACUACGUUGAAGGCAGCGAUGCAAGCCGCACCUGCCCUCCGUAUAUACGACCCCAUCCUUCCUACCCAAGUGACUACGGACGCUUCGGGAUACGGUCGAUGAAUGUAUUACAUCGACCAGUUCGACUUUGACCCGUGCCACAUUCCCGGU